This is a messenger RNA of Ambispora leptoticha, 314 nucleotides long. NCBI's taxonomy places the organism in Eukaryota, Fungi, Glomeromycota, Glomeromycetes, Archaeosporales, Ambisporaceae. The record is from the annotation of a GenBank genome assembly.
GUCAAGGUCCAACUACGUCCACAGUAUUGCCACUUAGUAAUAAGCUUUAUAUUCUUGACACCAAAAACUACCCAUGGGUUACAACAUUUAAUCCGAUUAAACCUAAAGACCAAAUACCUCCUGCAACUAAUAAUUCAAAUAAUGCAAAUAAUAAUUCAAAUGUUGCAUUGUUUAUUGGAAUUGGAGUUGGUGUUGGAAUAGUCUUAUCGGGAAUUUUUUCUUUUUUGGGAUAUUUAUUAUAUAAAAGAUGUAAUCAAUAUCCAAAAUUUAUUCCAACACCCGGUAGUACACAUGGGCAGUGUUACAAAAAUAAU